GCGACGCGGCUGAAGCUAGGGGAGCGCGCGUGCGCCUUCGCGAGUUCUGCGCUGCCGGGGCCGCGGUGUGAGAUCCGGUGUGAGACAGAAGUGCGGGCCGCGGGAAUGUUCCGAAAGGCCCGGCGAGUGAACGUGCGUAAGCGGAAUGACUCGGAGGAGGAGGAGCGAGAACGCGACGAGGAGCAGGAGCCGCCGCCGUUGCUGCCGCCGCCGGGCACCAGCGAAGAGCCGAGCCCCGUCGGCGGCGACAGGGCCCCCGGAGGGGAGUCGCUGCUGGGCCCGGGGCUGCCGCCGCCCUCCGCGCUGACCUCGGGCCCCGGGAUUGAAGCCGGGGGCUGCUUCCCGGGAGGCGCGGAGCCCGGCAACGGGCUGAAGCCGCGCAAGAGGCCACGAGAGAACAAAGAGGUGCCCCGGGCCAGCCUGCUCAGCUUCCAGGAUGAGGAGGAAGAAAGUGAAGAAGUUUUCAAAGUGAAGAAAUCAAGUUAUAGCAAAAAGAUAGUAAAAUUGCUUAAGAAAGAAUAUAAAGAAGAUCUUGAAAAAUCGAAGAUUAAGACAGAAAUCAACUCAUCAGCUGACAACGAACCUCCUUUGGACAAAACAGGUCAUGUUAAGGACACCAGUCAAGAAGAUGGAGUUAUCAUCAGUGAACACGGGGAAGAUGAAAUGGAUAUGGAAAGCGAGAAGGAGGAAGAAAAGCCAAAGGCUGCCGGAGCCUUUUCAAAUGCUUUAUCUUCUUUGAAUGUUCUCCGACCAGGAGAAAUUCCAGAUGCAGCUUUUAUACAUGCUGCUAGGAAAAAGCGUCAGAUGGCCCGGGAAUUGGGAGACUUCACUCCUCAUGAUAGUGAGCCUGGUAAAGGCCGCCUUGUUAGAGAGGAUGAGAAUGAUGCCAGUGAUGAUGAAGAUGAUGAUGAGAAACGCCGUAUAGUUUUUUCUGUGAAAGAAAAAUCGCAAAGACAGAAAAUUGCGGAGGAAAUAGGUAUUGAGGGGAGUGAUGAUGAUGCUUUAGUAACUGGAGAACAAGAUGAAGAGCUCAGCCGAUGGGAGCAGGAGCAGAUCAGAAAAGGAAUUAAUAUCCCUCAGGUUCAAGCAAGUCAGCCCACUGAAGUGAACAUGUACUACCAGAACACUUACCAGACAAUGCCUUACGGUUCAUCCUAUGGCAUUCCUUAUAGUUACACAGCCUACGGAUCAUCCGAUGCCAAAUCUCAAAAAACAGAUAAUACAGUCCCUUUCAAAACUCCCAGUAAUGAGAUGACUCCCGUUACUAUUGAUUUGGUAAAGAAACAGCUUAAAGACAGGUUGGACUCCAUGAAAGAACUGCACAAAACAAAUCGACAGCAGCAUGAGAAACAUCUGCAAAGCCGAGUGGACUCCACCAGGGCUAUUGAAAGAUUAGAAGGGUCUUCUGGGGGUAUUGGUGAACGGUAUAAAUUUUUGCAAGAAAUGCGAGGGUAUGUCCAAGACUUGCUUGAGUGUUUCAGUGAAAAGGUGCCACUGAUUAAUGAACUUGAAUCAGCAAUACAUCAGCUGUACAAACAGCGAGCUUCCCGCCUUGUCCAAAGACGACAAGAUGAUAUUAAAGAUGAAUCUUCGGAGUUUUCAAGCCAUUCAAAUAAAGCUCUGAUGGCACCAAAUCUUGAUUCCUUUGGACGAGAUCGGGCACUGUACCAAGAGCAUGCAAAACGUCGGAUUGCAGAACGGGAGGCGAGAAGGACUCGUCGUAGACAAGCCAGAGAGCAAACCGGUAAGAUGGCAGAUCACCUUGAAGGCCUUUCCAGUGAUGAUGAAGAAACGUCUACAGAUAUUACAAAUUUCAAUCUGGAAAAAGAUCGCAUUUCAAAAGAGUCCAGCAAGGUUUUUGAAGAUGUCCUUGAAAGUUUCUGUUCAAUCGAUUGUAUUAAAUCCCAGUUUGAAGCGUGGCGUUCAAAAUACUACACAUCCUACAAGGAUGCUUACAUCGGCCUUUGCUUGCCAAAGUUGUUCAAUCCCCUCGUAAGGCUACAGCUUCUCACUUGGACUCCUCUUGAGGCAAAAUGUCGUGACUUUGAGAAUAUGCUUUGGUUUGAAUCUUUGCUGUUUUACGGUUGUGAAGAGCGAGAGCAAGAAAAAGAUGAUGUAGAUGUUGCACUGUUACCUACCAUUGUGGAAAAGGUGAUUCUCCCUAAACUAACAGUGAUAGCUGAAAAUAUGUGGGACCCCUUUUCUACAACACAGACUUCAAGAAUGGUUGGAAUUACUCUGAAAUUAAUAAAUGGAUAUCCUUCAGUAGUGAAUGCGGAAAACAAAAAUACACAGGUGUACCUAAAAGCGCUUCUGUUGAGAAUGAGGAGAACUUUAGAUGAUGAUGUAUUCAUGCCCUUGUAUCCCAAAAAUGUCUUGGAAAAUAAAAAUUCUGGGCCUUACUUGUUUUUUCAACGACAGUUUUGGUCUUCAGUUAAGCUCUUAGGGAAUUUUCUUCAAUGGUAUGGCAUUUUCUCAAACAAAACUCUUCAGGAAUUAUCAAUAGACGGUUUAUUAAAUAGAUACAUUCUCAUGGCUUUUCAGAAUUCAGAAUAUGGCGAUGACAGCAUCAAAAAAGCCCAAAACGUGAUCAGUUGUUUCCCCAAGCAGUGGUUCAUGAAUCUGAAGGGAGAAAGAACUAUUUCUCAGUUAGAAAACUUCUGUCGAUACCUUGUACACUUAGCAGAUACAAUUUACAGAAACAGUAUUGGGUGCUCUGAUGUGGAAAAAAGAAAUGCAAGGGAAAACAUAAAACAGAUAGUAAAACUCCUUGCAAGUGUUCGAGCUCUGGAUCACGCUAUGUCUGUUGCAAGUGACCACAAUGUGAAAGAAUUUAAGUCUUUGAUCGAAGGAAAAUAGAUCUAUGAGACUGAAAAGAAGCCUAUUUGUUCUAAUACCAUUCCCAAUGUAAAAAUUUUGUAUAUAUGUAAAGUUUCUUAAACUGUAAAAUAUUGACUCUUGUUUUAAUACAAAGAACAUUAUUAAUAUUCAA
This is a messenger RNA of Kogia breviceps (pygmy sperm whale), 2992 nucleotides long. It is a transcript of the gene PAXBP1, whose product is annotated as PAX3 and PAX7 binding protein 1. Lineage: Eukaryota; Metazoa; Chordata; Mammalia; Artiodactyla; Physeteridae. Gene Ontology annotation, molecular function: DNA binding. Gene Ontology annotation, biological process: mRNA splicing, via spliceosome; positive regulation of transcription by RNA polymerase II. Gene Ontology annotation, cellular component: nucleus. The record is from RefSeq and is a predicted model, not a curated record.